Molossus molossus (Pallas's mastiff bat) is the source of this 1269-nucleotide messenger RNA. RefSeq names its product asialoglycoprotein receptor 1 (gene ASGR1). The transcript is spliced from 10 exons. Lineage: Eukaryota; Metazoa; Chordata; Mammalia; Chiroptera; Molossidae. Gene Ontology annotation, molecular function: signaling receptor activity. The coding region runs from base 216 to 1070 and encodes 284 amino acids. The record is from RefSeq and is a predicted model, not a curated record.
CUCUCUGGGACCUCGGGGCCCAGCUAUGGUGGCUGUACAAGGUCCUGGAAUCAGGCGGCCCCAAUUUCAGUUCCCCCUUUGCUGCUUCCCUGCAGUGUGAACCUGGGCUUCAGCUUCCUUCUUGGCCUGGGAUCUGCACAGCAUUGAGGGAUCCAGGAGUCACCCUUGAGACCACCAGCAACCUUGACCUAGUCCCAGGUCCAGCCAGCCCUACCAUGACAAAGAUGUAUCAAGAUCUUCAGUAUCUGGACAACGAGGAGGAUCAUCAUCAGAUCAGACAAGGGCCGCGUCCUCGCCAGCCACUGUUUCAGCGCCUCUGCUCCGGACCCCGCCUCCUCCUGCUCUCCAUGGGCCUCAGCCUCCUGCUGCUGGUGGUUGUCUGUGUGAUUGGAUCCCAGAACUCCAAGCUGCAGGAGGAGAUGCAGGUCCUGAGAGAGACAUUCAGCAACUUCACAGUGAGCACAGAGGCCAAGGUCAAGGACCUGCAUACCCAGGGAGGAAGUGUGGGCAGAAAGGUGAAGUCCCUGGAGUCCCAACUGGAGAAACAGCAGCAAGACCUGAGUGAAGAGCACUCCAGCUUGCUGCUCCAUGUGAAGACCUUUAUGUCUGAUUUACGAAGCCUGAACUGUCAGCUAGCCAUCCUCCAGGGCAAUGGCACUGAAAAGAACUGCUGCCCUGUUAACUGGGUGGAGCAUGAAGGCAGCUGCUAUUGGUUCUCUCGUUCUGCAAAGUCCUGGCCCGAGGCUGAGAAGUAUUGCCAGCUGGAGAACGGGCACCUGGUGGUGAUUGGCUCCAAGGAGGAACAGAAAUUUGUCCAGCACCACAUGGGCUCUAUGAACACCUGGAUGGGCCUCACAGACCAAAAUGGGCCCUGGAGAUGGGUGGAUGGGACAGACUACGAGAAGGGCUUCAAGAACUGGAGACCAGAGCAGCCGGAUGACUGGUUCGGGCAUGGGCUUGGGGGAGGCGAGGACUGUGCCCACUUCACAAGUGAUGGCCGCUGGAAUGAUGAUGUCUGCCAGAGGUCCUACCGCUGGGUCUGCGAGACAAAGCUGGACAGGGACAGCUAGGGGCCUCCUCUCCCCUAAUUUAUUUCCUUAAUGCCUUCACCUGUCCAAGGGCCCUCCUUUGGGGAUCCUCCUAUCUGGGGUCCUCCUGCACAUUCUUGAGGAUUUUUACCUAGGAUUUUAAGGGAAGGGAGAGAAUGGUGUCUGAGGAAUGCAGAAUGAUAUUCGGAGGGGGUGGGGAGAUGAAACCCAUGUCACUUUC